Molecule: messenger RNA, 1467 nt
Organism: Ictidomys tridecemlineatus (thirteen-lined ground squirrel)
Lineage: Eukaryota; Metazoa; Chordata; Mammalia; Rodentia; Sciuridae
Gene: Prss54
Product: serine protease 54
Biological process (GO): proteolysis
Molecular function (GO): serine-type endopeptidase activity
Source: RefSeq, a predicted model, not a curated record
AUGGUGUCCGCUGUGGUCCUCUCUGGGGAUGGCAGAAUGAGAGGGGUGCUGCUGGUGCUGCUCUGCCUGUUCCAAUCCUCUGCCGGUUGCGGCCUCCAGAAGUCCCCACUUAGGGACCUUUCCGAGGAGGACCUGGUCACCAGCACGCAGUUCCCCUGGGUGGUGUCGAUACAGGACUUGCAGUACACCCACCUGGCGUUCGGCUGCAUCCUCAGCGAGUUCUGGAUCCUCACCAUCGCAUCCGCCUUUCAAAACAGGAAGUCUGCCAUAGUUAUUGUUGGUAUAGCUAACAUGGAUCACAGAAAUAUUGCUCACACAGAGUAUCCAGUCGAUACCAUCAUCAUCCACGAGGACUUUGAUAACCACUCCAUGAGCAAUAACAUAGCCCUCCUGAGGACAGACUCGGCCAUGCAUUUUGACGACCUGGUCCAGUCCAUCUGCUUCCUGGACAGAAAGCUGCAUAAGCCACCAGCCUUGCAGAACUGCUGGGUGUCAGGAUGGAAUCCCACGUCUGCAACAGGAAAUCACAUGACAAUGAGUAUCCUGAGGAGAAUCUCCGUGAAAGACAUUGACCUGUGUCCCUUACACCUACUCCAGAAAACAGGGUGCGGCAGUCACACACAACGGGAAACCGAAGCCGUCUGCUUGGGGGAAGCAGGAAGCCCCAUGAUGUGCCAGCUACAGCAGUUGGAUCUGUGGAUCCUGAGAGGAAUCCUGACCCAAGGUGGAGAUACAUGCCCAGGCAUCUUCAUAUACACCAGGGUGGAAGAUUACAGCGACUGGAUCAUGUCCAUGACUACCAGGGAUGACCAUCCCCUGUUCUCACUCCAACACUGGGACCAUUUUAUACCUCGUCCCUCUUUCGAAGAGCACGCUGCCGUGACACGGAGCACCCAUGCUGAAGUGAGCCACAGGAGCACACAUGCUGAAGUGAGCCACAGGAGCACACAUUCUGAAGUGAGCCACACCAGACGGUCCCAAGCCUCCUUCCAAGAACAAAGUAGUUCCACUAUGACUUCACAGCUGAGGAACAGCACUAGAGAUGAGCUAGACUUUAGGGAAAAGGGUCUCCGGGAAUCGGGCAGGUCUUCGGAGGCGGCCCUUCAACCCAUGUACUAUGACUAUUACGGUGGGGAGGCUGGGGAGGGGGGGUCUUUUGCAGGUCAGAACAGGUUACAUCAGCCCCAAGAAAUCGUCUUGGUUUUCUUCGUGCUUGUUUUCUUUGGCAGCGGUGUCUAGUCUAAGGGGAGCUAAUCCACCAAACUGAAGAGGAAGCUCAGGAUGCCACGUGCCAGGCAUUCGCCAUGAUGUUGGGGUGUCUGUUUUUGAUAGUUGCACACCUGGGCUGCCACGGACGGCCCCACAGCACACACUGGGCUGGCUCUCCCUCCUCUGUCCCACUCCCACAUGCGGAAAGGUCACUUUCAUUUGUGCUUGUGAACUAAACGUGGGCUAACAAGUGUCAAA